CCUUUAUCUCCCCUAGCCUUCGGGGCCUCGGCACUGCCAUGAACAGCCGGCUCCUGUCUGUGUUGUUGCUGCUCCUGCUGGGGGUCUUAGGCCCAUGGGGACAGGGACAGGAUCCACCGGGUCCCUUGGAGGACCUCCCAGAGGAGCCCCCUGGGGAGAAAGUUCCCAAAGAGGAAGGGGUUUUGGUGCUGAAUGGCAGCACCCUGAACCGGGCACUGCAGGAACAUCCGGCCCUGCUGGUGGAGUUCUAUGCCCCAUGGUGUGGACACUGCCAGGCGCUGGCUCCUGAGUACAGCAAAGCAGCCACUCUGCUGGCAGCCGAGUCAGCCCCAGUUACACUGGCCAAGGUGGAUGGGCCAGCAGAGCUGGAGCUGAUGAAGGAAUUUGGUGUGACAGAGUACCCCACACUCAAGUUCUUCCGCGACGGGAACCACACACACUCUGAGGAGUACACAGGACCCCGGGAAGCUGAGAGCAUUGCUGAGUGGCUGAGGCGGCGGGUGGGGCCCAGUGCCACACACCUCAAGGAUGAGGAGAGUACCCAGGAACUGAUAGAUGCUCAGGAUGUAGUGGUCAUAGGCUUCUUCCAGGACCUUCAGGAUGAGGAUGUGGCUACCUUUCUGGCCUUGGCCCGGGAUGCCUUAGACAUGACCUUUGGCCUCACUGACCAACCACAGCUUUUUCAGAAGUUUGGCCUCACCAAGGAUACAGUGGUCCUCUUCAAGAAGUUUGAUGAAGGGCGGGCUGACUUCCCAGUGGAUGAGGAGAUCGGCUUGGACCUGGGGAAUCUGUCCCGCUUCCUGGUCACACACAGCAUGCAACUGGUCACAGAGUUCAACCAGAAGACAUCCCCGAAGAUCUAUGCUGCCCGCAUACUCAACCACCUGCUGCUGUUUGUGAAUCAGACAAUGGCCCCACACCGGCUGCUGCUAGCUAGCUUCAGGGAGGCGGCUCCCCCUUUCCGGGGGCAGGUUCUUUUUGUGGUGGUGGAUGUAGCUGUCAACAAUGACCACGUGCUGCAGUACUUUGGUCUCAAGGCUGAGGAGGCCCCCACCAUGCGCUUGAUCAACAUUGAGACCACCAGGAAGUAUGCACCCACAGAUGGGGGGCCUAUCUCUUCAGCUUCUGUGGCUGCCUUCUGCCACUCGGUCUUCAGUGGUGAGGUCAAGCCCUACCUGCUGAGCCAGGAGGUUCCCCCUGACUGGGACCAGCGGCCUGUUAAGAUUCUUGUGAGCAAGAAUUUUGAGCAGGUGGCUUUUGAUGAAACAAAGAAUGUGUUUGUGAAGUUCUAUGCCCCUUGGUGCAGCCAUUGCAAGGAGAUGGCCCCAGCCUGGCAGGCACUGGCUGAGAAGUACAGGGACCACGAGGACAUCGUCAUUGCAGAGCUGGAUGCCACAGCCAAUGAGCUGGAGGCCUUUGCAGUACACGGCUUUCCUACCCUCAAGUACUUCCCGGCAGGGCCAGGUCGGAAGGUGAUUGAAUACAAAAGUGCCAGGGAUCUAGAGACUUUCUCCAAAUUUCUGGACACUGGAGGCGAGCUGCCUGUGGAAGAGUCCACAGAGAAGCCUGAGACUCCCUUCUUGGAGCCACCAGCCAAUUCCACCCUGGGUCCCAAGGAGGAGCUCUAGCUGCCCUGGAGCAUCUGCCUGGAGUGUCUCGGGGUACUGGAGGGAGCUGUGUGCUGUGAAUAAAGAACAGUUGGUCCUAAA
Heterocephalus glaber (naked mole-rat) is the source of this 1709-nucleotide messenger RNA. It is a transcript of the gene Pdia2, whose product is annotated as protein disulfide isomerase family A member 2. Gene Ontology annotation, biological process: protein folding; response to endoplasmic reticulum stress. The record is from RefSeq and is a predicted model, not a curated record. NCBI's taxonomy places the organism in Eukaryota, Metazoa, Chordata, Mammalia, Rodentia, Bathyergidae. Gene Ontology annotation, molecular function: protein disulfide isomerase activity. Gene Ontology annotation, cellular component: endoplasmic reticulum.